This is a messenger RNA of Ustilago hordei, 2943 nucleotides long. RefSeq lists its product as uncharacterized. NCBI's taxonomy places the organism in Eukaryota, Fungi, Basidiomycota, Ustilaginomycetes, Ustilaginales, Ustilaginaceae. The record is from RefSeq and is a predicted model, not a curated record. Gene Ontology annotation, biological process: proteolysis. Gene Ontology annotation, molecular function: calcium-dependent cysteine-type endopeptidase activity. The coding region runs from base 1 to 2943 and encodes 980 amino acids. The transcript has a single exon.
AUGAGCGCUCCCAACACACGCUCUGAGUGGGACUCGAAGCUCAAGCACGCACAAGAUCAAGCACAACGAGCCACCAAAGCUGAGCUCGCUCGCAACUACGCCGAGGCAUUCCAGCUUUACGUUAGGGCCGGUCAGCUCUUUGUUUGGCUUCUCGGUAACUUUCCCACUUCUAACGGCUCUCGCAGCGCUGGAUCACCUAGAGUAGAAGCGGAGAGCUCGACCAGCGAUGCUCUCUUUGGCGCGGCAACGCCUGCACAGACGCGCGAGCGUCUCAAGCAGAUGGCCACCAAGGUGAUGGCCAGAGCCGAAAAGAUCAAGUCAACACGCAAAGAUCUCCGCCCUGUUGAACGAGACGCGCUUAGUCAAGAAGAGCAGUCGAGCAUCUUGGUGGCAUCCUCGCUCGUCAAUGGGCAGCGUUACCCGGUCUGGACGCCGCCAACCUCAUCUGCAACGGCACACACCACAUCCCAGAUCACUCAGCCUGCCUUGUCACCGGGGCAGCUCCGGAGGCGCGCAAUCUACAAGCGCGCCUCCCUAAUCAGCUCGGAUACCUUCGACAAGCGGCUCAGAGGCAGCGAUAUUGUGCAGGACAUUGUCACCGACUGUUCCUUUGUCGCUGCUCUCGAGGUGGCUGCAGAGUACGAUCGUCGCUGUGGUGGACACCUUGCUACUUCCGCAUUAUACCCGCAAGACUCUCAAGGUCGCAUUCUACCAAGCCAGGACGGUCAAUAUCGAGUCAAGCUGCAUAUCAACGGCGCGCCUCGUACGGUCUUGAUUGACGACUAUCUGCCUCACUAUCCAUCAGCACCGGCCGAAAAGACUGACACAUCCAAGGCCGAUGCAUCUCAACCUCAGACGGAAUGCCUGAUGUGCGCCACCUCCCGCACAGGCCAAGCGAUAUGGCCUGCUCUGCUCGAGAAAGCCUAUCUCAAGGUCAUGGGUGGCUAUGACUUUGUCGGUUCUAACGGUAGCAUCGAUCUUUACGCUCUUACCGGGUGGCUACCAGAACAUAUCUUUCUCCGCCACGCAGGAUUUCAACGCGAGAAGACAUGGCAUCGCUUCCUCUCGGCAUGGCGGGCUGGUAAGUGUAUGGCUACGGUUGGUACAGGCAAGGCACCAGCACCGUCAGGUGGAACGGACAAGGAUGUGCGUCAAGAAGACCAAGGCCUGUCUACCAUCACGCUGGAGUCAGGGCUAAUCUCUAGUCACAACUAUGCCAUCUUGGAUGUGCUUGAAUGCAACAGCCGUCGUUACCUCAAGCUGAUGAAUCCAUGGCGAACUGCAGCAGGCGUCCGACCUGCCAUCGCCAUUCCAGAGUACGAGGAGAAGCGCAUCUACGCAGAGUCUUCCAGUGAGACGCUCAACGCUCAGCUCGAGAGCCUGAGCCUGGACGCGAAGGACGCACAAGAUGCAAUGUCACCGACCUUCACUGUCACUUGGGACGACCUCUGCAGCCACUUUGAUUCGCUCUUCCUCAACUGGGAUCCGAAGCUGUUCGACAACAACGUCACUGUUCAUUCAAGCUGGCGGGGAAGUAGCGCAUCUUCAGCAUCAACACCGGGCUUCAAGCAGCCAGAUCCGCAUUUCCGACUGACAGUUACCGUACCAGCGAAUCAGCAGAGCCAUUCGGAGCCAUCAAAUGACCCUGCUGCAGAGGUCUGGCUGCUCCUCAACCGACACAUCACCAAUACAAGACCGUCAGAUCACAGUUCCGGAGAGCAGCUCGAGGUCUCCACUAAGGCUUCAGCUGAGUACAUUGCGCUACACGUCUUCGAAGAUGACCAGCAUGCAUCGCAGGGCGGAAACCCGUCGGCCAUUUCGGCACUUCCACUGAGGAAAGCCAAGCAUAUGGGAGCGUAUGUCGACGGUACACAUUGUCUUGUUCGGCUAAAGCCAUCUUCACUUUCGCGCCAGAAGGCGGAUCCUCAAUCAGGCGGCCAGCAACAGCAGCAACGACGGAGCUUCACCGUCGUCGUCUCGCGUCGUGAUGAAAGGGACUCCUUGCAGAAGCCAACAUCGGCCGGCACUAAUGCAGACCAGAAAGGAAAUAAGGACGUCAACUACACCCUUUCGGUCUUGUCGCGAUAUCAAAUGGAGCUCUCUGAGCUACGUACUCGCUUGCCCUUCUGCGAAACCAUCUCUGGAUCAUGGACUACACGAUCUGCAGGUGGGAAUGCAACCUUAGCCUCUUUCCUUUGCAAUCCUCAGUACACCCUUCUCGUCCCACCUGAAGGGGGUGAAGUGCAGGUGCAGCUUGUGCUGGAGUCAGCCGAUCGUCGCAUUCCAGUCCAAGUGCUCCUCACAUACCCUGGUCCAGGUUCAGGCAGAGUCACCCACCUCACCCAAGGAGACGUCGUACUCAGCAGUGGAAUGUAUCAUCACGGCCUAGCUUUGUGUUCAACCUCACGCCCAGGCAGCGCAAACACGGGCCUCCGACCGGGAACAUACACCCUCAUCGCAUCGACCUUUGAAGCAGACACGCACACCGACUUUCAACUUGGCGUCGAAUCCACCCGCCCGCUCACACUCAAACCCAUCGCACAGGAAGGCGCUGGAAUGUUCCAUCGCCGUCUAACAUCUUGCUGGCGGCGCGGAGUCAGUGCGUUCGGAUCGCCGGCAAACAGAGACUACUUGGGCAAUCCUUCAUGGCGACUCACUAUCGAGCGUCCCGGUUUGAACAGCUUAGUAGGCCGCAUCAGAUCCUCAACAAGCGGUGUUCGUCCCUACAUCAACCUCGCCCUCUUUUCAGAGACGAGAGAGGGGUUGAAAGAAGUAGCAAGCAGUGGAAGCUACACCGACUUGGCAUGCGGAGCGGCUAUGGACUCUGUCAAAUUGCAACCUGGUGUUUAUAGGGUCGUCGCUUCCACCUAUCAACCCGAAACAGAAGCCGAAUUCAGUGUAGAUCUGUAUACUGCUGCAAAGAUCGAUGUUUCUCCUCUCUAG